Racocetra persica is the source of this 224-nucleotide messenger RNA. Lineage: Eukaryota; Fungi; Glomeromycota; Glomeromycetes; Diversisporales; Gigasporaceae. The record is from the annotation of a GenBank genome assembly.
AUGAUUGCUAAAGAACGUGAUGGGAUAUGUCUUUCAACUGAAUAUAAAGAUAACAGAACUCCAUUAAUGUGGCACUGUUCUAAGAACCAUGUAUGGAGUGCCCCACUUUCUAGAAUUAAAAAUUUAGGACAAUGGUGUCCACAAUGUGCAGGUAAUAUGAAACUUACUCUCGAGAUCGCUAAACAAAUUGCGCUAUUAAGGCAUGGAGAAUGUCUAUCAGAAAG